This is a messenger RNA of Myxocyprinus asiaticus (Chinese sucker), 793 nucleotides long. It is a transcript of the gene mpc1, whose product is annotated as mitochondrial pyruvate carrier 1. The record is from RefSeq and is a predicted model, not a curated record. Gene Ontology annotation, biological process: pyruvate import into mitochondria. Gene Ontology annotation, cellular component: mitochondrial inner membrane. The coding region runs from base 141 to 470 and encodes 109 amino acids. The transcript is spliced from 4 exons. Lineage: Eukaryota; Metazoa; Chordata; Actinopteri; Cypriniformes; Catostomidae.
AUGUUUCCACCGGAAGUGAUCUGCUGCCGUGCCUGUGCGUUCAAGUCUGUCCUCUAACAAUCAUCACAGCGGACAGACCAGUACAGAGAGAUUCUUUUGCGCAUUAAAAUAAUCUUCAUUAAAUCAUCAUCUGCUCGAUCAUGGCGGGAACACUGGCGCGUAAAGCCGUGGAUCAUCUGCGCAGUAAAGAGUUCCGAGAUUAUCUCAUGAGGUCACAUUUCUGGGGUCCGGUGGCCAACUGGGGUCUGCCCAUCGCCGCUAUCUCUGACAUGAAGAAGAGUCCAGAGAUCAUCAGCGGCAGAAUGACCUUUGCUCUCACCUGUUACUCGCUCUUGUUCAUGAGGUUCGCCUACAAGGUGCAACCCAGAAACUGGCUUCUGUUUGCCUGCCAUCUAACCAAUGAAACGGCACAACUCAUCCAGGGAAGCAGACUCAUCAAAUACAACAUGGAGAAGAAGAUGGCCAAAUGAUGGAGGUUUCUGUGAACAACCAGCACGGUUCACAUCCUGUGAUCAGUGAAGCCGUGUAGCAACAUGUUUUGCUGACAUCUGGUGCAUUUUAACAGAAAUAAUAAUCACAUCAAUUAUAUGGAUUUCAUACAAAUGUCAUUCAAAUCUUCAGACUUUCUUUCUGAUUGUCUGUCUGUUACACACAGAACCCUUUUAAGCCUUGCCACAAGGUCUUGAAGUUUGUAGUUUGUAAUUUAGAUUUGUUUUGGGUCAUUUAUUUCCAUACAUGAUGUUUAAAAAUGAAUAUGGUUAAAAAUAAAAAAAUAAAAAAAAGGGUAAUAGUC